Messenger RNA from Amborella trichopoda, 1755 nucleotides. The record is from RefSeq and is a predicted model, not a curated record. NCBI's taxonomy places the organism in Eukaryota, Viridiplantae, Streptophyta, Magnoliopsida, Amborellales, Amborellaceae.
CUAUUUUUUAUUUUUAUUUUUAUUUAUUUUUAAUAAUUUUCAUCAUCAACCUAGGCGUAAGUACUGAUCUGUUUUGGUUUGCCGCGCGCUUCAAUUACAGUGGUUCAAAUUCCCUGAACGUAAGCACACCAUUUGGAUCUAUCUGUUCAAAAUGCUUUUAAACUCUAACUCUAAUUUCUCUCUAGACUUUGCAUGGAAGUGGGGCUUCUUCUUCAUCUCUGAGAAAGCUCAAAGCUCAUAGUCAGAUCCUUGAUUGAGUUAUCAGGCCUAACAAUGUUCGGUAAUGAUUCUAUCACAGGAGAAUCUCCAUCCAGGCAUGAACUGUUGAGUAUAGUGAGAAAGCACUCAAAAUUAUUGGGGAAGACUACGGUUGACGAUGAAGAUGCUUCAGACCCUGAAAUGGAUGCAAGGUUUUGGCAGAAAAUGUUUGACAUGUAUUGCAUUCAGGGUAGAGAGUUUAAGGCACGGCAGGACGAUGAUCUCAUCUUUUUCGUGAGACACAUGGGUUUGUAUCAUGGGUAUGGUUUCAAUGAUUCUAUGGAGGAAGUUCCUCCUUAUUUCGUCCGCAGGUGGGCGCCAGAGUUGGAAAAGGUAGUUGGAGAAAAAUCUGCUGAAGUGGAUUGGAGACGCUCAGUUUACUUGAAUUUGAUUGCGCACACUUCAUAUACUGUAACAGUAGCAAUUUGCAGUAUUCAGGCCUUGAGGAGCCAUCAAAAAGGGGCAGAUACGCCAUUAUCUCCAGUCUAUAAGGUGACAAAGACCGUCUAUGCAUCUCCAAGUCGUGUUGAUUUUCAGUUGGACUCAAGAAAGGAUGUAGAGACACUCCCUGCAUAUCCUAAUAUUUGCUUUGCUGUUGAUGACUUUGAUGCCACUUUUGAUGCUGUGGUACUGUCUGAAUUCGAACAUUGCUACUGUGUUCUUCUUAAUGCACAUGAUGGAGCAGCAUUUCCUAAUGAAAAGGCAACUGAGGGAAGCUGCUCUAGUGAUAUCUCAAACCAUGACAAGGAUUCGGGGAAGCCAAAGACUUCGAAGCUGACCCUCUUUUCUGGAUUUGUCAGCUAUGAGAUGGUUCGGGAAGCAUAUGAUGCUGGGAAGUCUAGAUUUGGAAGCCUUCUGUCUAUUGGGAACCUCCCUGCAAAAGUUGAGAGGCUUUACAUGAGAGGGCCUGGAGGGCGAGGAGAAGUGGAAGUUGCUGUCUCUGGCAUUGCAGACCAGAGUGCACAGAUGUCCGGGCCUCCUUCCCCAGUUCAAAUGUCUAAAAGAGGCUUACAUAUUGGUAUUGGGACCAUGGUUCGUAAAGCAGCUACAGUUGCUUCCGUAGCGGCAAAGCAGGCUUAUGCUGCUGCCUCUUCCACAAAGAAAUCAGACCAUGGAAUGUUACCCCUGAAGUGUUGCUUAAUGUCCAUUUCGUUGCCAUGGGAAAAUCUUGCACAUGAUUUAUUAUUCAAGGGAGCCUCUUCAGUGGAUAUGUGAUCUAUGUCUCUGCAAAAUCUGGAGGUUUGAUAUAACUGAAGGGUGCCAUUCAAAGCUGGAAAUUAGCACUGGGCUAGUACAUAUAUUCACAUUUGAUGCCUGUGAGUGUAAAUAUUUUUUUUGUAAUUAACUUAAAUUUGUGUUAUUUCCUUUAUCUCCAUUUCUUUUCUGUGUUUACUUAUCUGAUUUUUUUUUUUGGUGGCCAAAAUGGCAUUGCUUGUGUCACAUGAUAUUGUAUAGGUUCCUUGUGUAAACAGCAGUAAAUUCAGUCAUCUCUUUUCA